Messenger RNA from Microtus oregoni (creeping vole), 2409 nucleotides. Its product is annotated as orphan sodium- and chloride-dependent neurotransmitter transporter NTT5-like. Gene Ontology annotation, cellular component: membrane. The transcript has 13 exons. The record is from RefSeq and is a predicted model, not a curated record. Lineage: Eukaryota; Metazoa; Chordata; Mammalia; Rodentia; Cricetidae. Bases 1 to 2409 code for a protein of 802 amino acids. Gene Ontology annotation, biological process: sodium ion transmembrane transport.
AUGAUCAGACGGGGCGGCGAGUUCCCUUCUCCACCGGUGUCCCAUCUGAUCGCUUUCAGUUCUCAGCAGCUAUCCUUAGAGCCCUAUCGGCCAGGCUUCAUGUUUGUGGUUUUCUGCUUUAUGGCAAUCAAGUACAACGAGAACAUCCUCAUGAGAAGGUCCACGGAGAAAGGGGAAGGGGCCCCUCCCCUCGCCAAAGCAAAAGCUUCUCUAGAGGAAGCGCCUCCAGAGUCUUCCUCAAUAAAGGCUUCAGAGUCGUUGGUGGAACAAAACUUAUCCACAGUCUCAAGUCUUUCCGAGCUGGAGUCGAACGCUGAGGAAUGGGGAGGUGGGAUCCUAACUUGGUGUGUAUCAGCCUGGGAAACACAGGCCGCAGUCUCAGAAACCCGGGUGGCAAAGGCUCGGGCAUGGGAGACCCAUGCUUUGGAGGCUCAGGUAAGAGGUGGCCCACAACCUAAGCCCAGUGCCACAAAAGAAGCGACUGUGACAACCUCAGAGGAGACAAGAUAUAUGAGCAGGGAGGAGAGUGACGUCUUCCUUCCCCGCCAGCUCUGGUCCAGCAAGCUUAAGUUCAUCCUGGCCAUGGUGAGCUACCUGCUGAUGCCGAUUCAGCUCUGGCGCUUUGUCUCACAGUGGCUUCACAAAGGAGGCUGCAGCUUUCUUAUAAUGUACACCAUAAUGUUGUUCUGGAUUGGAAUUCCUCUGCUCUUCCUGGAGAUGGCCGUUGGCCAGAGGGUACAGCGUGCCAGCAUUGACCUGUGGAAGACCCUGGGUCCCUGGUUUGGUGGACUGGGAUACAGCGCUUUCUUGGUGUGCUUCAUCAUCAACACCUACAAGAAUCUGUUUAAUUCCUGGAUCCUCUUCUACAUGAGCCACAUAUUCUACUUCACUGUUCCAUGGCAGCACUGUCCCUUUCAAAGGAACUCCAGUAGCUUUGAUCCCGAAUGUGAGCAGGCAACAUCCUACACGUACUUUUGGUACCGGCAGACCCUGAAAGCCUCAGACAGAAUAGAGGACGGAGGGCCUGUAGCUUUCAACCUGGGCAUAUGCCUCUUUCUGGCUUGGUGUCUCGUUUGUGUUUUCAUAAUGAAUGGGAUCAAGUCCUUGGAGAAGGUUCUGAAUGUCCUGGUGCUGCUUCCCUAUCUCAUCAUCUUCUGCUUCUUCUUCCGGACUCUGCACAUGGAGGGCACAGUGUAUGGGCUGAAACACCUGCUGGUUCUCGAGGUGGCAAGCAUUUACGACCCAAUCGUGUGGUCCCAAGCAGGGGUCCAGGUCAUAUUAGACAUGGGCCUAGGCUUUGGGCCCAUCGUCUACUUGUCCUCAUACAUGCCUGACUUCAACAACUGUCUGGGGGACGCCUUCCUUAUGGUCCUGAUCAAGAUGCUCACCUUGCUGUUCAUCAUGCCUUUCAUCCUCUCGAUCCUGGGCUUCUGGGCCACCAUAACCACACAUCGCUGCUGUGAGAAGAACACAGAGAAACUUAUGAUGCUGGUAGCCCAGGGGAUCCUACCUCCUGAGGUGCGGCCCCCUACCCUGACGAAAAACCCCACCUCCACCUACAAUUCCUGGCUCGACCGCCUCCCGCCACCCUUGAGGAGCACCGUCCUCAGCAAGGUGCCCGAAUGCAACAUCCAGGAGCAUUUUCUGAAGAUUGAGGAGAGCCCCCGCUUCAUGUUCCUGACCUUCACGGAGGUCAUCUCUCUGCUCCCUGGGUCGUUCUUCUGGACUGUGCUCUUUUUUCUGCUGCUGCUGAGUAUGAGUUUGUGUGCCAUGGUGACGUUCAUGCUGGGCAUCAUCACCCCGCUCCAGGACACCUUCCCCUUCUUCAGGAGACAGCCAAGGAUUCUUACAGUGGGUGUUUCCGUGGUGAUGUUCCUGUGUGGCCUCUUCUUCAUCCAAUCUUCAGGCAUCUACUACUAUUGGCUGCUGAGUGAAUACUGGAUCGUCCUGCCCAUCAUCAGCAUCGUCUUGUGUGAAAACCUUGCUGUAGCCUGGGCCUACAGGGCCAAGAGGUUCCUUGCAGACAUGAUGGCGCUACUAAGCCGCCCCAUCUGCCCUAUCUGUGGCUGGAUAUGGUGCUAUGUGUCCCCAGUGGUGCUGCUAGGCCUGUUAAUAGCUGUCUUCAUUCAGAUGGGUACAAGGCCCCUCACCUACACAGCCUGGAACUCCAGCUCUUCAAAAGAGACAGUUCAACAAUACCCAAUGUGGGCCUUGAUUCUGACAGUCGGGCUGUAUGUCAUCGUCCUCAUUCCCAUUCCUGCCUACAUUGCAUACUGCCUCACCCUGGGGAUUCCCUUCAGGCCUACAGCAUCCCCUAAGCUCUCCAGUGGAAGUGGCCAGCCACUGACGAAGAAAAAGGCCUCAGAGGAUAUUCCACAGGGCUACAAAACAAAGUCCUCAUCAGCCUGA